AGAUUCUUGGUUGGAUUUGGAUUAACGCAAGCUUUUAUUGGUACGUGGAUUAGGGGAGAGUCUUAACAUCAAUUCGAAGAAGAAAACCCAGGUGUCGUCUUGGAACCCCAAAUUAGUCGUCACCAGUCCCCAUCCAACCAGAGAACUCUUGAUGAGGGGAGGAUCUAGCGGCAGAGGCCGCGGCCGCGGAGAGUCGAGGGCUGAAUUCGGCGGCGGCGGCUGCGGUGGACGCGGGAGGGGGAAGUAUACCAACCCAUGCCUGACGAUGCAUCAGCCCUGGGCCUCGCUCCUGGUCUAUGGCAUCAAGCGCGUCGAAGGAAGAUCCUGGCCUGCCCCUCUCACCGGUCGGCUUUGGAUACAUGCUGCAUCGAAAGUUCCAGAACCUGAGACUAUCAAAGCUAUGGAGAAUUUCUACAGGGAGAUAUAUGCUGUGGCUGGGGUUAAGGAUAUAAAAUUUCCAGAACACUAUCCGGUUUCCCGAUUGUUAGGUUGUGUUGAAGUGGUAGGCUGUGUUAAAUGUGAAGAGCUGGUGUGCUGGGAGGAUGUAUCUGAGUCGGUGAGACUUGAAGGCCAAACAGACUUCUGCUGGUUGUGUGAAAAUCCUCAGAAAUUAUUAAUUCCAUUUGAAAUGCGUGGUUUUCAGAAAGUCUAUAACUUGGAAAGAAGGAUUCAUGAUGUGGCAGUAAGAGGUCUUAUCACUAUCCAAGGCCCUUUACCCGUAAAGUUUCCACUUCCAGAUCCCCAGGAUCCUUUUUCGCUAAGGCCAGGAUCUCUUGCAUUACACUUCAGUAGCUCCAAAGCACCUGAAGUGGCAAAAACACCUAAUGUUAGUGCAGCUAUAGCUGCUGCACGAGCUGCUGCUACACAAUUCUCAAGGGAGGAUCAGAUUGCCACGUCUAAUAGUUACCAAACUAAUGUAACUGAAAAGAGCGAGUUCGGAUCGGCAGAAACCAGUCAUGCUGGGACUAGAAAAGAAGGCAGAAGGUUGCAUGAUUCACAUAAUGAAACUCAGGGUCUUCAGGCUCUUAACUACAAUCAACAUACUACUCACAAAGAAAGAGAUGAAAAUAAGAGAUAUCCCAGUGAGAAAACCAGCAGAGGCUCUAGGUCGGACCCUGGAGCUUCUGGAAAGAUUUUUUCAGCAGCACUGAAUGGAUUAAGACUCGAUCAAGUACCCCGGACGCGAGAACCAAGUGUGCAGCAUCAAGGCUUUCUGAGGCAAUGAACUCUGGGAAUCAUUAGAAUAUAGCUUAGUGGAUUCAUCCCCUAAUUUUGUACCCCUCCGAAGUUAUUGCAGAGUUACAUUACCUAGCCAACCAUUUCGGUACAGGUUCCUGACCCAUUAUUCAUCACCAGCAGGUACCAUUUAUGAAUAGAAUAAUUGUAGGAAGUCAUGCGUCAGCACAAAGUUGUAUCUUGCAGUUUGUCUGUGCAAGCCGAACUGUACUUAUUACUGAUUUCUAAUUGUUAUUUGUUCAUAUGGUUUGCACAUGUUACUUCUCAUUACAUUUGAGAAAAUUUU
This is a messenger RNA of Musa acuminata subsp. malaccensis (wild Malaysian banana), 1522 nucleotides long. RefSeq lists its product as uncharacterized. Gene Ontology annotation, molecular function: transcription coactivator activity. The record is from RefSeq and is a predicted model, not a curated record. Gene Ontology annotation, cellular component: nucleus. Gene Ontology annotation, biological process: positive regulation of DNA-templated transcription. NCBI's taxonomy places the organism in Eukaryota, Viridiplantae, Streptophyta, Magnoliopsida, Zingiberales, Musaceae.